Molecule: messenger RNA, 659 nt
Organism: Meloidogyne enterolobii
Lineage: Eukaryota; Metazoa; Nematoda; Chromadorea; Rhabditida; Meloidogynidae
Source: the annotation of a GenBank genome assembly
UUUGCUGUUUUCUGCGUGCCUUAACAAAAUUUUUAACAAUUUUUUUGUGUUUUUCCUCCUUGGUUUUUUUGCCAGUAGGCAAUGUACCUCAACCUCCUCUCUCUGUGUUGAGGCGACGUUCCUCCGUGGCAACAUGCUUCAUUGCACAGAAUCAAAACUCGACAGCAGAAAUGCCAAGGAAAUAUUUGCGUCGAAUGGAGACUAUUAGUAAUGCUGGAGGUGGACAUCAUUCCGACUUGGAAAGGAUAAGGAGAAGAAGCCAAGAAUCCCAACAACUUCAACAAGAAAAUCUCCACCAGCAUUUAUUAUAUUCCCCAGCAGAAAUGUGUCGGAGAAGACAUUCAGCUAAUGUAAAACGCCGUCGGUCAUCCGCUGCCUCUUCUUCAUCAAAUUCGCGACGUUCUUCUUCGACAACUCUUUUAAUCGGACCCUCAAAAAGAGAAAAAUCUGAAAAUGAGGUUAAUGACGAAUGUCCUUCAACUUUGCUGACUCAAAAUAUAACAAAAAAGCAAAACGGUGUUUCUCCCAAUUUUAUUCUUCCAACAUUAACAGAUAAAUACAACGGCCAAAUAGAUAAAAAAACCUGUAUAGACACAAACAAUCCAGUUCAAUUAAUUUUAAGAGAAAUUAGUGAUGCGUCUUUUGCAACCUUUCUUUAA